Messenger RNA from Trematomus bernacchii (emerald rockcod), 339 nucleotides. Its product is annotated as NF-kappa-B inhibitor zeta-like. Gene Ontology annotation, molecular function: protein binding. The record is from RefSeq and is a predicted model, not a curated record. Gene Ontology annotation, biological process: regulation of gene expression. NCBI's taxonomy places the organism in Eukaryota, Metazoa, Chordata, Actinopteri, Perciformes, Nototheniidae. The transcript has 3 exons. Gene Ontology annotation, cellular component: nucleus. The coding region runs from base 70 to 339 and encodes 89 amino acids.
UCAACACAUGUAUUUCCACAGAGCAUCUGCAGGACCCUAAAGGUGACUGGUCAGCAGGUGGAUAUUGAAAUGUUCAACUAUGAUGGUUUAACUCCAUUGCAUGCAGCUGUCUUGUCUCACAACGCUGUGGUUAAAGAGCUGAGGACUCUGGGAAAUCUGUGCUCAUAUAUGGCAAAGGAGCUGGCGCAGAGGGCACACAUGUACGUCGAGUGUAUCAAGACUCUCCUGCUUACGGGAGCCUCCAGUGGGACGAAGGAUCAAAAAAGUGGAAGGACGUGUCUUCACAUGGCUGCCGAGGAGGCAAACGUGGAGCUGUUCAACAUUUUUGAAAUCAAUUAG